Messenger RNA from Hipposideros armiger (great roundleaf bat), 2956 nucleotides. RefSeq names its product kinesin light chain 1 (gene KLC1). Gene Ontology annotation, molecular function: kinesin binding. Bases 27 to 1694 code for a protein of 555 amino acids. Gene Ontology annotation, cellular component: kinesin complex; cytoplasm. Gene Ontology annotation, biological process: microtubule-based movement. NCBI's taxonomy places the organism in Eukaryota, Metazoa, Chordata, Mammalia, Chiroptera, Hipposideridae. The transcript has 14 exons. The record is from RefSeq and is a predicted model, not a curated record.
GCUAAACGCUCCUGUCUGUCUAGGUCAUGAUGGCUUUGUCCAACCACCUGAACGCCGUGGAGUCGGAGAAGCAGAAGCUGCGUGCGCAGGUCCGUCGCCUGUGCCAGGAGAACCAGUGGCUGCGGGACGAACUGGCCAACACGCAGCAGAAGCUACAGAAGAGCGAGCAGUCGGUGGCUCAGCUGGAGGAAGAAAAGAAACAUCUGGAAUUCAUGAACCAGCUAAAAAAAUAUGACGACGACAUGUCUCCAUCCGAGGACAAAGACACUGACUCCACCAAAGAACCUCUGGAUGACCUUUUCCCGAAUGAUGACGAUGACCCUGGCCAAGGAAUUCAGCAGCAGCACAGCAGUGCAGCGGCCGCUGCCCAGCAGGGCGGCUACGAGAUUCCAGCGCGGCUGCGCACCCUUCACAACCUGGUCAUCCAGUACGCCUCGCAGGGCCGCUACGAGGUGGCCGUGCCCCUCUGCAAGCAGGCGCUGGAGGACCUGGAGAAGACUUCUGGCCACGACCACCCGGAUGUGGCCACCAUGCUGAACAUCCUGGCGCUGGUGUACAGAGACCAGAACAAAUACAAAGAUGCGGCUAACCUUCUGAACGAUGCCUUGGCCAUCCGCGAAAAGACCUUGGGCAAAGAUCAUCCCGCGGUGGCAGCGACCCUGAACAACCUCGCGGUGCUUUACGGCAAGAGGGGGAAGUACAGAGAAGCGGAGCCGCUGUGUAAGAGAGCGCUGGAGAUCAGAGAGAAGGUUCUGGGAAAGGACCACCCUGAUGUCGCCAAGCAGCUAAACAACCUGGCGUUGCUGUGCCAGAACCAGGGGAAGUACGAGGAGGUGGAGUAUUAUUACCAGCGAGCCCUUGACAUCUACCAGACGAAACUGGGGCCCGACGACCCCAACGUGGCCAAGACAAAGAAUAACCUGGCGUCCUGCUACCUGAAGCAAGGGAAGUUCAAGCAGGCAGAAACGCUGUACAAAGAGAUUCUCACUCGUGCGCAUGAGAGGGAGUUUGGCUCUGUAGAUGAUGAAAAUAAACCCAUCUGGAUGCAUGCUGAAGAAAGAGAAGAGUGCAAAGGAAAGCAAAAGGAUGGGACAUCUUUUGGAGAGUAUGGCGGCUGGUACAAAGCCUGCAAAGUUGAUAGUCCAACUGUUACAACCACUUUAAAAAACCUUGGGGCACUUUACAGACGUCAGGGCAAAUUUGAAGCUGCAGAAACACUGGAAGAAGCAGCCAUGAGGUCACGCAAACAGGGUCUCGACAAUGUUCACAAACAGAGGGUGGCUGAGGUGCUGAACGACCCUGAGAGCUCGGAUAAGCGUCGGAGCCGUGAGAGUCUCAACACAGACGUGGUCAAGUACGAGAGCGGCCCUGACGGGGGCGAGGAAGUGAGUAUGAGCGUGGAGUGGAACGGGGAUGGCACUGGAUCUUUAAAACGCAGUGGUUCCUUUAGCAAACUCCGGGCCUCAAUUAGACGCAGCAGUGAGAAGCUGGUUAGGAAGCUGAAGGGAGGAAGUUCCCGAGAGAGUGAGCCAAAGAACCCUGGCAUGAAGCGUGCCAGUUCUCUGAAUGUCCUUAACGUGGGUGGCAAGGCAGCAGAAGACCGUCUCCAAGAACGAGAUAAUUGUCUAGCAGACUCCAGAGCUCUGAGUGCCAGCCACACUGACCUGGCCCACUGCGGGCCGAGGCCGAGCUAGAUAAACCUGAGACUAACGGAGCCCUGAGGCCCUCACAGCUCCGCCAGGCCCCUCCGCUCUUCCUUCUCUAGAUAGUGACCUCCACCACCCACGGGAGGCUCGCCCCGAGUUCUGUUUCCUAGUGCCCGAGCGCGGCCGAAGCAUAACCAUGAGUCCCGGCAGGCGCGGUGGCCCCGGGGACUCCAGGGCAGAUGUGGUUUGGCAGCUGGCUUCAGCGCGCUCGGAACCGGCCUCUGGUCACGGACACGACACCAGACCUGUUUUAAAUUUUAGAUUUGGAAUACAGUACUUAAUAGGUUGUAAAUUAAGAAUCAGGAACCUUAAGCUACAUCCUUUGAGAGGAGAGUCUGUCUCAUGAUCUCAUGAUCCGCGCAGUGGUUGGCACCUGGCAUUUAGGGGAAAUGGGCGAUGAGAAACAGGACAAGGGAAUAAGUUGCAGGUGGCUUCCGCUCCCUCUGGGCACCGCUCCCAGGCCCCACUCUAGACCGUCCUGCUGGACACUUCCUGGGCGCCCACGGCCACCCCUGGAGCCAGUUUUCUCCUGGCCCUGUAGGUAGAGGUGCAUGUUUUCAUUUGAAAAGCAUUUGUUGUGGAGUUAGGAAACAGCGGAUUGUGACGGGAACAUUUUCAAGUCAACCCCGAGGCAUUAUCCCUGAAGGGGGUCGUGGGCCUCACCAGUAGGUUCAGAAGAUGCUAAACAAGUGACAGGACUGUAGUUCCAGACGACGACAACGUAUCAGGGCACCUCCGCGCUGAUGAGCUGAAGAGUCAUCCUUUAGAUUUGGUGGCAGUCGGACAAACUGGGUGGGCGGCCUCGGGAAAUGCUGUCAGGCUUUACGUGUGUUUUGUUUUAAUGCCGUGACACAGGCGGUAUCAGCAAGGGCCCUGGUUUUCGUUCAUUCCUAGUGACCUUGCCUCGUGCAUAGCACUGGGCUGGGGAGAGCGCUCACGGGGCUCCCUGUGCCUGCCUGGGGAGGGAACGGGACUCCGGAUUCUGCUGGGACUCACUGCUGGCUCUCUGGGGGAUCUCACUGGGGGGGGGCUCUUUCUGGGGGUGCCCUGACUCCAUGUGCCCUUCAGCCUGAGCGUGGACAUGGGCUGGAGGCAGCAGCCACGGGGGUUUUGUCACAGUGAGGCUGGACUUUAAAUUUUCUUUAAAAGUUUUCUGUAAUUUAAAUAUUACCUCGUGGCACAGGCUGCUUGUUGGUGAAAAUGCACUUUUGCCCCCAGACACGGGCUCUGGGCCGGGGCUGUGCCCUGUG